GCCCCGGAGCAGAUCAACACAUACCAGGGUGGCAGUGUGGAGGACCUCCUCCAACAGAGUGCAAAGAGAGAGAGACCUGACCUUAUCAUGCUGGCCCAGCAUCGCCUAUAUCGGGUGGACUUCCUCUCUGCCAUGCUCACCGCCACCCUUCCGCCUCUCCAAACCUCCUUUGAGGUUGGUUCCGGAACCCUUGUUGAGCAGGAUCGUGAUAGGGAUGUGAAUGGGGCCGGGGUUGGGUCCAGCGGUGUCGGGAGCCCCAAAAGCAGCGAGCACAGCCAGGAGGGAGAUGAUGGAGCUCCCUCUACUCUCCUCGCAGACGAGCCUCCUCUGGACUACCCUCACCAGGUCUCUGCGGGAGUCGGGUUAGGGGGUGAUCCGGACCUGGAGCUGGAGGAAGGCUCCAAAACCCUGGUGCUCUUCUCCCCUGGAGACAUGAGGAGGUCCCUUGCCGUGGUGGGCGAUCUACCCCCGGACGAUACUGGGAGCCGCCAGGGGACCCUGGCAGCCAUCACACCCCAGUGUGAGAGAGCCCUGGGAGCUCUGGGAAGCCUGCUGGACGUGUCUGAGCCAGGUACUCUGUCCUCCCAGCUGAAGUCCGAGCCCAAAUCAUCUUUGACGGCCGUCACUGCCAUCCUGGUCAAUGUGGCGUCCAAUGUGGUUGCUCCUACUGGCACCUCCCCUCCUUUCACCAAAGUGGAGCGCACAUUCAUCCACAUUGCCGAGACCACCCACCAUAAUGUGAUGAGCUCCUCAGGGACCCUGCAACCCAGGCUGCCCACAGCCAAACAGGAGGACCGCUUGGAGGGAGAGAAAGAGGAGGAUGUCUCCGAUGUAGAGAAAGAGAGGGGUGGGGAGAGCAGAUCCGAUGGGGACCUCUCAGACAAAGACGUUGAGAAUGGGAGUGAGAGGGAGUCUGAGGGUGAGGUCCCAAAGACAUACAACGUACAGAGGAGGGAGAGUAGAUCAGAAGGAGAUGUCUAUGAGAAAGAUGAGGAAGGGGACGAGGAGAACAUUCCAGAGAGCGACAAGGUGGAGGAGGGGGAGAAAGAUGAGGAGGAGGAGGAUGAGGAGAAGAGAGAUAUUAAGUCCAAUGAGGAAGUUCCAGAGAUAGAAACCCUAGGUUCCCAAGAGGUAGACAUGACUAAGGAGGAGGAAGAGGAUGUUGCAAAGAAAGAGGUUGAGGAAUUAAUCCCUCCAGAAAAAGAGAAGGAAGAAGAGACGGAACAUGGGGACGAGGCUCCGCCAGCGAUACAGUCAAACUUCUCCUCUCCCAUUCUCUGUCCCUCCGAAGAACCUGAAGCCCAGGAUGUCCUGGGCUUCAGGAUACCCCUAUUGGAUACCCCUAUUGCCGUUUCCCCUGAGAAGGCGCCUGCCCAAGACGUGACGUUGGCAAAGAAGGAGAGCCAGGUCCAGCUCAAACAAAACAUUGAGACUUCUCCACAAGAGGAACCCAAGGACUCUGGUGAUCCAGAAACAUUGGCAGUGCACCAGGUGGAGAGCAAAGAAGUGGCCAGCAAACAAAUCAGGCCUCGCAAACUGAGCCGAAUCCCGGUUCUCUCCCAGUCUGAGGAGGACACCGGCUCGGACCAGGACCAGUCGGCAGCGUCCCAGUCACUCAAGUCUCGUCAGAAGGCCAAGCAACCCCACCUAGCCCGGCUGGUCAUGGAAAGGACACAAGGUCGUAUGCUAAGACUGGCUUCUGUUUCCUCAGCUUCGUCUGCGGAUGAUGGCUGUAAAGCAGCAGCAGAGACCCAGUCAGAGGAAGACACCCAUGAUGAGGAUGACUCUCUGCCCAGGAAGGAUUGGGGUGUUGGGGGGGAAAGGGAGAGACGUGGGGGGCGACAAAGAAGCAGGAUACCCCGUCCUGUCACGCCUGUUAAGCUGCAGGGACCCUCUGUUACAGCGUCUGAAAAUGGCACCAAUGCUAGUGUCCACAAGCCACAACUUCCAACUGUAUAUAAUAGGUGGGUUCAAUUAUAACAUAUCUGACAGGAAACACAUGCUCUUAUCAAUUCCCAAUCUAUAGGGGCUCAAGCCAAGGCUGCCUUCUGUCUACUGUGUUGUUCACCCUGUCCUUUGAAUAAUAUUCUGAAUGGAUAAUAAUAUUCAUAUUAUGUGAAAGACUCCAUAUUAUAAACUCAAAACAUCAUUCUAGAACAGAAUUGAGGAUUCAAAGCAUCAUUCUAGAUCUUUGACUAUUUCUGUGUUGUGUCUCUGUCUUUCAGGCAUCAAUCUCACAAACCCAGGACCCCAAGCAUGAAUGUUCCACUGCACCAGAGGUCCCAGACUCUGCAAUCCCGACCUGGACCCGGGGUUAACUCCUCCCCCCUAUUCUCCACCCCCCGGGCCCCCUUGCGUGGGGUCAUCUUCCGAGCCCCUCACUCUGCAUGCCCCUUCCCCCGUAGCCUCAGCACCUCCCCCCGCAGCUACUCCACCUCCCGGACCGACAGCCCCUCCCCUCAGCGCCCACGCCGGGGGGCUGCAGUCACAGAGAUCCGGAGGCAGCUCAUAUCCGUGCGGGCGCAGACUGCACUUCCGCUAAAACCCAGACCGCCUCAGACCGAGGACUCCUCAGCCCCUGGGACACCCAGAAGGCGAGGCAAACGUUACCCAUCGUCAUCUAUAUCCACACUUACAUCCACACCCACCAAGGGGAAGUCAGAUGCUUCUGAGAGCAAGACAGCCAUCAGAUAA
Molecule: messenger RNA, 2694 nt
Organism: Coregonus sp. 'balchen'
Lineage: Eukaryota; Metazoa; Chordata; Actinopteri; Salmoniformes; Salmonidae
Source: the annotation of a GenBank genome assembly